AUGUGUUUGGUGGGUGAGCAGGCCGCGGUAUCAAGAGAGAAAGGGAUGCACUGGAGAGAUAGGAGAGAUGGGAAAUCUCUGAUGUGGAGUAAUGCUGUAACUGGGUGGCUGGGCGCGCUGUCGACGGGCGUGGCGCUGCUGAUGUCGCCGGUGACGGUGGCGCUGUGCCGGCGCAAGUCGACGCGCCUCACCGCCGUGCUGGGCGGGCUCGUCACCGCGCUCGGCUGCCUCUUCACCUCCUUCGCCUCGCAGUUCCACCAGCUCUUCCUCAGCUACGGAACUGUCAUAGGUGUGGGAGUCGGACUGACGAGAGACUGUUCCACUUUGAUGGUGGCGCAGUACUUCAAACGGCGCCGCGAACUCGUCGAAAUCUUCAUUGUGUCUGGCAGUGGGCUGGGAAUUGCUGUCAUGUCAGUAUUUAUCAAGGGCGCCAUCAGUGCCAUCGGCUGGCGGCUGGGGCUCCAGGCUGUGACGGGAGCCGUCUUCCUCACGUUCUUCCUCGGCACGUUCUACCGGUCGGCGUCGCUGUACCACCCGCAGCGCAGGGCCAUCCUCCACCUCAAGAACCAGAAGCGCAAAAUCAAGGACAAGAGCAAGGUGGACGACCGGCCACCGUUCUUUGAUUUCAGCACGCUGCGCAGCAAAACAGUGCGCAUCCUGCUCAUCUCCACCGGAAUCAGCUCCUUUGGCAUCAACACACCCAUCUUCUAUCUCGCGCACCAGGUGGAGGAGGAGGGCCUGGGCGAGACGGCGGUGCUUCUGCAGACGUACCUGGGGCUCGCGUGGGCGCUGGGCUGCGCCGCCUUCGGGCUGCUGGUGGUGCGAGACUCAGUCGAGUGCCGCAUCGCGCGCCAGUACCUCUGCCAGGCCGCCGUCUUCAUCUGCGGGCUGUCCAUUCUGGCGCUGACCACGGUGCGCGGCAGCUACCACGGAUACGUGCUCUUCGCCUGGAUCUACGGCAUCUUCUGCGGCGGCUACCACUACUCGCUCAAGAUGUACACGUACGAGCGCGUUCGGGCACGUAAUUUCGCUCGCACCUGGGGCUUUGUGCAGUGCUCUCAGGCCAUUCCCAUCGCCAUAGGCGUGCCCAUAUCAGGGUACAUCAACGUGGGCUGCGGCAACAAGGCGGGCUACUACUUCAGCUCGUCGUGCGUGCUGGUGGGCAGCCUGACGCUGUUCUUCAUCGACGUGCACCGGCGGCGGCUGGCGCGCCACAAGCACGGCGACGGCUCGCGCCAGCUGUGCCAGGUGGAGGCGUGUCCGCAGCGGCGCCGACCCUCCUUCUCGCACGAGCCGGACAACCCGGCGGGGGCGGCGCCGGGGGCGGCUGCGGGGGCGGCGGCGGCGGGCGGCGAGCUGUUGCUGGGCGGCGGCUCGCUGCUGCUGGCGGCCGCGCACGCCGCCGACAAGCCGGAGCUCACCUGCAUCUCCGAGGAGGGCAUCGCCGACAUGGACCUACCCGACAAUCUGCUCGACGACCUCGACUACAUCGGCGACUGUAUCACCUCCUGCAACAAAGUCGAGAACUACCUGAUGCUCAGCGAGUUCGAGAACAACCUCAUCGCGGAGAUGCCCGUCGCGCUCGAUCGCAAGGGCCGUCGCUGGUCCAUCGCCAGGCAAGGUACACGUCCGGGAGAUGAGGCAAAUGCGUCUCUCACGAUGGAGGAGGCCAACAACGGGAACGGUGCCGCCGUGGAGCCAGCGACGACUCCGCAGCCCGCAAGGGACGUGCCGCCAUUCCGAGGCAGCAGCAAAUGGCGUGUCAUGUCGGGGCCCAAGAGAGUCAUUACUGUUAUCGAUGAAGCUUCCGUCUGAACAUUCGUACGAAAUGUGGAAUCUGACACAGACUAAUAAAACAGCCAGCACUAGAAAGGCAGUGAACGAAACCACUUGCAGCACUUGAGUUGCUGCACUGAAAACGUAUUGAAAUACUAUUGGAAGACAUCAUAUAAAGUUUUCAAAAAAUUGUAUUCUUAUAGUGUGCCCAUUAUUUACAGCGAGAGGUAGACAUCAAUUACUACAAAGGUAGCUUGCUUUUGGAAUAGUGUUAGUGAUAGUGAAAAUCAUUAUCAGAAGUAUAAUAAGAAUUUAAAAUUGUGUUAAACUAAUUAUUAUAAUCGUGUUGUACUGUUUAGUAUUAUAUUUCAAAGCUUUUAAUAUAUUUCCUAAAAUUUGUAUCUUAAAUGUAUUUAUUGGUUUGAGUCCAGGAAACUAAACAGUACACGCUAGUAACUAUCAUGACGUUUAGCGUUUAUGUAAGUACAAUAUGCUGAUAUCUGUGCUGCUGCUUUCAUACAGUGCCUGUUCACAUUUCCUUUUACCAUGGCAGACGCUCAUUUUAAGCUUCUAGGUGUGUAAAUAAAUGUCGCAUAUUAAUUUAAUUGUUUAAUUGUUAUAAGGUUUCGUGUGUGACGACAUGCCAAAUCAUUCUCUAUUUGAUGUUUAGUGUUUUAGUUUCCCCUUACCUCAGGAUGUAUUGGUAGUCAGCAAAUUUUCCAUGACGACACCUGUUUGCGAUUUAACGUGCAGUGCAUUUUGUUAAUGGCUGUAAAUUUAGAAAGUGUAUAUUAUGAAUUAUAUGAAG
Molecule: messenger RNA, 2584 nt
Organism: Schistocerca nitens (vagrant locust)
Lineage: Eukaryota; Metazoa; Arthropoda; Insecta; Orthoptera; Acrididae
Product: monocarboxylate transporter 2-like
Exons: 8
Coding region: 1-1815 (604 amino acids)
Biological process (GO): transmembrane transport
Molecular function (GO): monocarboxylic acid transmembrane transporter activity
Source: RefSeq, a predicted model, not a curated record